GUCAAACAGAAGGGAGCGAACCAAGUUAGUGUGGAUGGUGGUCAUCGGUUUAGAAACUAUCGAACCUAACAAACACAACGUCCAUGUACAAACAUCAGUAAGAACUACGUUAUAGAUAUAAUAAACCUAUAAUCCUUGCUUCCAUAAUAGUUGUAUUUAUGAACUAUUUGAACAGUUUAACAAAUAAAAAAAAGCGCUGAAGUUCGUAAGAAGCAAUCAGUUGCAAGAUUGCGGUAUUGCCGACGCCCGGAAUGAUUUAUUGCUUUAUUCAUUUGGAACGCUAUACGCCGCACAUCGACAACUCCACGUAACCCGCCUUCCAGUUCAUCCCUUCACUCAGGGCAACAGCAAUAACAUUCCCACAGCAUCUCGAAGUAAGCGCAUGUGUCACGGCCAAAUUUACCAGAUCCACCCUGAGAUGAAAACGACGACAGCCGAUACAUCAUUCGCAGGGUGAUUUUUGUUUUGAAUUGCAGCUAGUGGUGGAGUGUUAAGUGAACACCGUGUUGUUGCUCUGGGGUCAUCUUCAGUGCGUAGGUGUUUAGACGAACGGGGGAGUCUGUAAGAUUGAAAACGGGCGAAAGUUUCAGAGCCACAGCAAAUCAUUUUGCCUUGUAGAGUUAUAACAAAAGUGACUGGUGUGCGCGUGUGUAUGUGUGAUAUGAGAUCAAUCGUAAGCAGAAUGGUUGGCUGAUGAUUGUUUGUUGUGGAAUUAUGUAAAGAAGGUCCCGUGAAUCCGAAAAAAAAUCAUUCACAUAGGUAUCUGACUAGAAUUACAGUGUUACGACUCACAGGCUACCGUAUGUGUGUUUGUAAUAAGGUUUCCCGUUGUACGCGGAAAGCUUUGUUUCAUUGUUGUGUUCUAGAGUCGCUCCAUUAGUCUACACGUUUUGAUAGCCGCGCGCGUGGGAUGGAACGAAACGGAAUUAAAUUAAUAGGGCACUGAGUUUGUACUCUUCUCGCGCCAUUAGGAGCCAAACUAGAAGAAUAGCAAGAAGAGGUAGAAGCGGUUCUUUUGUCAUCAGAAAUCAUCCGAUCUCGAUGAGCCGGUUUUAGUGUGCUCACCCAACGUCUUUGUCCAGCUUAUCACACACUCUGCCUCGCGCCAAGUAAGGGAUCCUGAGUCGAUAAGUCGAUUAACCGCGACUCAGAAGAAAAGAAAUAGUUGGUCAGCGAAGGUGGUCUCGGUAGAGACAUCCGACCUAGACUCGCUGACGGCAUUGAUCGUUCUUCCAAUACGGGCGAUACGGCGACAACGGCAACAACCAUUCAAAGGAAGGGCACAUAACAUCAAAUAAGAUGCAACAAAUAGCUACGAUGAUUGGGGCAAACGCUUACUAUGAUGGAAGCCGCAUCUUCACUUGGCUCGCGGAUAUGUGCGGCUUAUCGGUAGAUUUGAUUAAUUUCCUCAUCACACAGUUUCUGGCGUUGAUUCUAGCGUCAGCAUUUCGGUCUAAUUUGCACCCGUCCAAGGUUUCAGCCAGUACCCGGCACGCAAUUGGGCUAGUGAUUGGUCUGUUUUUUGGUUACUUCUGCUUCGGACACCAAGCGAUCCACAUCGCCGGACUGCCUGCUGUCUGCUAUGUCGUUAUUCGCACACAGAACCCCCAAAUCGUUCAACGGCUCGUCAUGGUCGUGGCAAUGUUCUAUCUAUCGUGUAUUCAUCUACACCGCCAGUACUACGAUUACGGAUCGUACUCGCUCGACAUAACAGGUCCACUAAUGAUUAUCACGCAGAAGGUGACCAGCCUGGCAUUCAGCAUUCACGAUGGGUUUACGCGCGAAAUGAAAGAUCUGACACAGAGCCAGCAGCAGCAUGCGAUCCGGAAGCUGCCAUCACCGCUAGAGUUUUUCUCCUACACUCUACAUUUCCAGGGUCUUAUGGCUGGUCCGUUGGUAUUUUACAAGGAUUACAUCGAUUUCAUCGAGGGCUGUCACAUCAUAAAACAGACAACUGCAAAUGCACAAAACGACAUCGAGAAAAAAAUUGUUCAUGAACCAUCCCCAGUGAAAGCGGUCGUGAAGAAGGUUAUUGCAAGUUUGGUGUGUGCUCUUAUCUUCGUGAAGUUUGCUACUAUAUAUCCGAUCAAAACGAUGAAAGAUGACGGCUUUAUCAAAAGUUCGGGUUUCUUCUACACACUAUGGUACAUGAUGAUGGCUACUACAGCAGUCCGCUUCAAAUACUAUUUUGCCUGGCUGAUGGCCGAUGCGAUCUGUAACAAUUCUGGGCUCGGCUUCAACGGUUACGACAAGCGAGACGGUGUAACGCCCCGUUGGGAUAUGCUAUCCAAUAUUCAAGUCCUGAAAUUUGAGCUUGGUACUAACUUCCGGAACUGUAUUAAUGCGUGGAAUGCUGGCACUAACCGUUGGCUACGCAUGGUCGUGUUUGAGCGAGUACCGAAGCGUUAUGGCACGGUGCUAACCUUCAGCCUGAGUGCUCUCUGGCAUGGGUUCUAUCCGGGCUACUACAUGACGUUCGCUACUGGUGCAUUGAUAGUGAUGGCGGCACGCAUCGCCCGAAAACUGUUUCGGCAUUCGUUCCAACGUACGAGUAAUACGCGUGUGUUUUAUGAUAUACUGACGUGUCUUGUAACGCGCGUCUUCAUGGGUUACGCAACCUUUCCAUUCGUGCUGCUCGAGUUUAAGGCUAGUCUUCGUAUGUACCUGAAUGUGUUUAUGUGCCUUCAUCUAAUCGCUCUGGUCACUGUGUUUAUUUUAUCGAAAUAUGUCCCAAGAGGAGAAGAUAACAGGGCAGUGAGUGUCAACUCCUCCUCCAAACUUAAAGCCGACAUGGACGUUCAGCUAGCCGACAUUCCAAGCAGUCGGCAUGAGGAAGAAGUGAAAACCCGUACUUUGUUAAAGCCGAUGGGAGCCGUAGCGUUGGAGGCUGAAAGUAAUAAUGGCACUGGAAUUAGAUUUCGGGGUGGUGAAAAUGGACGCCGAUGUGAUCUCAGCUCCCAACUAUCCUCCGCCGACUCCCAACAAUUGGUCCACGAUGUAGUGGACCCAUUCUGUCUAACCACCACUACCACCACCACCAUCAAUGGCAACCACAAAAAGACUGACGAUUUCCUGUCCGAAGAGGAUAACAUCAACAGUGCCACUAUUAACACCACCAUCAACUUCAACAGUUCAACCUCUGCCGCCAACGGCAAGGGCGGUUCAAAACUAACGAGAGAGCGAAUUAAAGAGAAACUGGAACAAGAGACGCGUAACAUUGAAGAAUUCAUCGAUAAGACGGUGACCGGUUUCGUUGAAUUAAAGGAUGAUCUGAUGCGUAUGCCGAGUGAAACAAACGGUGGUCUGUACAUUCCUCGUAAGACAAAAGGUUGCACCGGGCUGGUAGGCAUCAGCCUGAACGGUAAUUCUAAUGCGGAUGGCAGCGGUAGCAUUACCACCGGAAACAACACUACCAGCAGCAAUGCGUUUCUGAAGAAAGAGAUCGAUGCGCUAAAUGCUGCCGUCCAGCAAGUCAAUGUAUUGCCGGCUGUGUUAAGCAAUGGACAUGCAAAAUAAAAACUUCGGUAACGCCCCACACAGGAACAAUGGUUAGUGGUAAAAAACCAGCCAACCAAACAUCAGCCAAAUAUUCUUUCCAUCUACUACAGCUUGAAGGAUCAAUUUUCCAGUGUGAGUUCCUAGGCAGUAUUCGCUAAAGUGUCAUAUACACGCACGCACACUGGAUUGCGAUCGUGGCAGUAUGGUGGGUUUUACCCUUUUCGCUUUUCGUAAUUCAACCAACUUGGUCCUUCAUCGAUGCAAAUAGCGAAUUUCCAUGCCUUAUAAUAUUCUCUUUUGUAUUCUAUUGACGAACAUAGCGACAAUGAACCAUCUAUUAAAAUACACAUUAAGAAUGGAUAUGGCGAAGAUACAGACUUGUGCUCUAUAUUCCAGCGUAAGUUUAUGUUUUGUUGUAAUGUGUACGGAGCAAUGGUACAAUAGUACAGCUAGUGAUGAAAUCAAUUUCACUUCUUUGUGGUACAAAGUUGCCUGAUGCACACAACGUUCGAGUGAUGUAAGAAUCACACGUACAGCUUUGCAACGUAGCCACCAGCAGAAGAUCGCGCAAAACACGACAUAACCACAAUUUCUAAUAUCAUAAUUGCUACAUGUGCAACAAUCGGAAUAGAUCCACUGAUACGGUAAUACUGGAGCCAAGACAGGGAUCUGUAUUUUUUAGGCAGAAAGGACUCUAUUAUUAUAUAUUAAUAUUUCGUACAUGUAUGCAAGUGUAAGUGUACAUCUGUUGGGUGUGUAUGAGUAUAUCGAUAAAGAGGUCACGUAAUUUAUGCAUAAGUAAAACAAACAAAAUAUCUUUGCUCUAUUACUCAGUUGCUUCCAUGAAAUAGGUACCAUCCCACCAGAAGGUAAAAUAUAGUGCAAAAGUGGAACAAGUCUUAAAACCGUGUUAAAGCGAGUAUUGAUGAAAUUUCCACUGUUCGGAAAAAAAUCUUCCCAAGUGAUUUUCUAAUGCAAUAAGUAAGAAACGCAGAAUUUUAUGCAACAAAUCAUUUUUUACCAAUAAACAGACACAUAGAAUGGAAAAAUAACGUUACAGUGUUUAUGAUGGUAUUUGUCAAAAUCGGCGCCAUUUCUGGAUUAUGUUCUAAUUACAACUAGCUGUUUCAAUCGAGAAAGUUUCGCAUCUUUUUUAAAAAGAGAAAAAAUGUACGAAGUUUUACAGAUGUAAUUUUGACAAAUUUUAGUUCGUUUUUAAGAUAAUCUAGAAAUGGCUUCGUCUUUGCCAGAUAAAAUCACAAAUCGUUUAUUACGAUAAGUAGAACUUUUCUAGCAUCCACGAUUCGUCACUUAAUUACUUGACUAAUUAGAGAUUUCCUUCACCAUUUAUUCCUAAUUUCAUUAAGAAAUAGCAUUUUCAUUAAAAAAAACAAAGGUCUACAAGUUCACUUCCAUACAAUUAAAAAUUCGCAACCAAAUAGGCCAAUUUUAUAAAAAGAGCUUUCUUCAUUCUUUUCCAUUAUUUUCACAAUUUUAAAAUAACUUGUUUAGCUUUCAUUUUUGGGGGCCUGUUGUUUAAAGCAUCUCACCCCUUUUGAUAAAAUAUCUAAAAUAAUAAAAUAAAGCGAAGCGGUUAUUGUUUCAUUGUCAUUAGGCCAUUAUUGUAAAUGCCUAAACGGAAUCUUUUAUGUUGUUUUUCAUUAUUUUCAUACUCUGUUAUAUUUGUAUGUAUACAAUAAAGAGUUUCUUUACCUCUGAGUGAAGGCAAAUUAUUAGAUGAUAAAAAUUAGGUAGGAGCUAAUUGAUGAACUGAACGGGGAUGGGUAAAUGUUUGCAUCUCUUGCAUUGACCAGUGAAAUUAAUAUGAGUAAAAGGCGAGCAUUAUCAAAUCAUCACUCUUAUCUAUGGCGUAGAGGGAAAACGUAUGCUAUCAAGGAAAUUACAAGUUCUAAUUGAUAAAACGAUAAAUUUCUAAUGACAACAGUACUAGUAAAAAUUUAUGUGUACUGUUGCCCCGAAGUUAGGAACAUAUGAAAAGAGGAAGUCAAAAAGCCGCUUGUAAAGAGGUCGUGAUAAAAACUAUAGCGCUAAAAAUAAAAAUAAACCAAGAUGAAACAACUGUUGCGACGCUAUCAAGAGUGGACAAGAUCGCAAGCGAAUCUGCAAACCAUGGGCAACAAAAAUAUUACCAAUAGUUCAGGUGACACAACUGAAAUGUGUAAGGCAAUACAAACUACUCAUUUCAACCGUAGCACAACACAACAAAACAUAUGUAAAAAAAGAUGUCAGCAAACACACAAAACUACCAAUCAAAUAAGCAGAAAAAAGCGACAAAUUUGUCGUGCGAGCCUGGGGCGCGUCUGGGGAACAUGGAGGCGAACGUAUCGACGAUAUUUACGAUGAUAAAAAUAAUAAUAAGCCUCUCUUUUUGCAGUAAACCAAUAAAAGAUAAAUAUAAAAUCGGAAAAA
Molecule: messenger RNA, 5928 nt
Organism: Anopheles funestus (African malaria mosquito)
Lineage: Eukaryota; Metazoa; Arthropoda; Insecta; Diptera; Culicidae
Gene: oys
Product: lysophospholipid acyltransferase 6
Exons: 6
Coding region: 1300-3516 (738 amino acids)
Biological process (GO): lipid modification
Cellular component (GO): membrane
Molecular function (GO): acyltransferase activity
Source: RefSeq, a predicted model, not a curated record